AUCCAUUUGUAGUCUUUUAUGAAGAAAUUACACAUUAUUUUGAGUUGUUUGGAGUGUUCAGGAGAUCUAGUAUGUCUGGCAGGAGGGCUUUCUAGGUCUUUUUUUGGACUGCUUUGAUGUUCAUCAGAUUCUCCCAGCUGUUACCUGUGGCUUCAAGAAGCUGUUCAUGUGCAAUGACUAUACCCCAGUCAAAAAAUUGGACUACACCAGGUUAUGGGUGAUAACUGAGAGGCCUGAAACCCGUCAAUGAGUUGAUGGGGAGAUGUCUGCCUCAGGCAUGUGAAGACUUCCCUGGAGGAAAUGAGUGGAUGAGAACAAUUUGUUCCUGUGGCCAUGGGCAGAAGCAGGCUCAAUGGAGAAUUAAAAGCUUGGCCAGCCACUGAAGACACCAAGGUCAUUCAUUUCAUCCCAGGCCACUGCACAUCUGUGACUCAAAAGCAAGGGAGACAGAUGACUUUGUGCAACUCUGCCUCACUUGGACCAGUUCAUGUGGGAAUCAAGCAUCACACUCAUGAUGUCCCAGAUGCUCUGAAAAUGGAAGGAUAAACAACAUUGCAAAGCCCUGUGCUAACACGGUUAAGGAUACGAAAAAAGGCAAAAGACAAUUCCUGUGCUGGAGUUCACAAUCUUAUGGGAGAGACAACAUGCAAAUAAAUAUAGACAAGUUAUAUACAAAUGAAGGAGGAAAUAAUGGACAGAAAGAAGACAUUACAAUUAACAAGGAUCUGGAAAACAACAGAGGAGACAAUGGCAGGGCAUAAUCAGCUCUGCAUUCGCCGUUGGACAACUAAGCAUGUUGCUAUAUGGUUGAAAGAUGAAGGGUUUUUUGAGUACGUGGACAUCUUAUGCAAUAAACAUAGACUGGAUGGACUCACACUGCUAACAUUAACUGAAUAUGAUCUACGGUCACCUCCUCUGGAAAUUAAAGUCUUGGGAGACAUAAAAAGGCUGAUGUUAUCAAUACGAAAACUGCAAAAAGUACACAUUGACGUUUUAGAAGAGAUGGGUUAUAACAGUGACAGUCUCCUUGGCCCCAUGUCACCUUACAUCAGUGUUCUGCAAGGCUCAGAAUGGCUAUGUAAUGGGGAACUGCCACAUGAUUGUGAUGGACUUAUCACUGACUUGAAUUCAGAUCAGUACCAAUACAUGAAUGGGAAGAACAAACACAUGGUUCGAAGAUUAGACCCAGAAUACUGGAAGACCAUAUUGAGUUGUGUAUAUGUGUUCAUAGUAUUUGGGUUUACAUCCUUCAUAAUGGUUAUAGUCCAUGAACGAGUGCCUGACAUGCAGACUUAUCCACCACUCCCAGAUAUAUUCCUAGAUAGUGUUCCUAGGAUUCCAUGGGCUUUUGCCAUGACAGAAGUGUGUGGUGUCAUUCUCUGCUAUAUCUGGCUGCUGGUGCUUCUCCUUCACAAGCACAGGUCAAUACUCCUGCGAAGACUCUGUAGCCUAAUGGGCACUGUAUUCUUGCUUCGCUGCUUUACCAUGUUUGUGACUUCUCUUUCUGUGCCAGGACAACACCUUCAGUGUUCUGGAAAGCUGUAUGGCAGUGUUUGGGAAAAACUGCACCGAGCCUUCGCCAUCUGGAGUGGCUUUGGCAUGACCUUGACUGGAGUACACACUUGUGGAGAUUAUAUGUUCAGUGGCCAUACUGUUGUCCUGACUAUGCUGAAUUUCUUUGUUACUGAAUAUACACCAAGAAGCUGGAACUUCUUGCAUACUCUAUCCUGGGUACUCAACCUCUUUGGAAUCUUCUUCAUUCUGGCUGCACAUGAACAUUACUCUAUUGAUGUGUUUAUUGCCUUUUAUAUCACCACAAGACUCUUUUUGUAUUACCAUACUUUGGCCAAUACCAGAGCAUAUCAGCAGAGUAGGAGAGCAAGGAUCUGGUUUCCCAUGUUUUCUUUUUUUGAAUGCAAUGUUAAUGGUACAGUACCUAAUGAGUAUUGUUGGCCUUUUGCAAAACCUGAAGUAAUGAAAAGAUUAAUUGGUUGAAGAAUGUGUCUUUGUAAAGGAUUCAUGAUCAAAUAUACAGAAAUGGUUUCAAAAACUAAUAACUUUAUUUUUCCCCCUCUUGUGUUUCUGAAUGCCUUGCUUACUUGACUUGUUAGUUGACAGAGUGGGACUUUCUGUGCUUAAAAAAAAUAGGGUUAUGGUUGUAAAAAGUAAGCCUUGAAUAGUCAGGAGUAUUCAAGUAGAUAUUUGAACAGAAAGCUCAAAUAAUCUUUUUCCUUUUAGGGGAGGGGUAGGGAGGGAGAAUACAGAUUUUGUUUUAGUAUUUUGAGGUGAAUAUAUUUCUUGUUGAAAAGAUUUCUGCUGAUUAUUGGCAUGAUUAUAUUCAAGAAAUAAUAUUUUGUGGAAGCUGCUUCCAAUUAUCUUCAAAAAAAAAAUCCACAAGCAAUACUUAUCAUUUAAACAGAUUCUUCAUCUCUGUCUAUCUCUAUCUUCAUUUUCUUUUCUUCUCUCUCUACACAAAUACACACACACACACACACAAACAUAUCAGAGUGUAAUUCUGAAGAAUGAAUAAGUUUUAUUGGCUAAUAACUGCCUUCUGAGUCUGCCAUCUCUGAGAAGAUACUGUGUUUACACCAAGAUGCCUGAAAUUAGGACAAAAGAAUAAAAGGGGCAUUUGAUAGGGUAGACAGAAAGCUGUUGAUAAAGCCAUCAGCAGAUGCAAGUCAGUGAUCCCACUGCAGGGACCCCACCAGAGGAGCAAAUAAUAUAAAAUAUUUCUUUUCCACUUGGGGGCCUCAGUUUGGCCUUCAGUUGCUAAGAAAAGAUGGCCACAUUCGUAGAAAAAUAACUAUGAUUUAGUGACGUCACCUUGACCAAACUUGUACUUUUUAAUGAUAAAUUAUUUAACUAGAGAAGUGAGAGUUGUUUUCUAGAUAUUGAACAAGAUUUUUAUGCCCUGUAAAUAAGGAAAAUAAGCAUGUGAUCAUUUUAACUUCUGGGGGGAAAAGAAGCUUAAUAGCAAAUUUCAGAAUUUUUUUUUCCUUUCUAUUUUUGAUUUUUGAAGUUUCUGGUUCCAGGUCAUUGAAAAAUGAGCAAGUAUAUUUAGACACGUAAAAAGUUUUUUUUAAAAAACACAAACUUGUAAAUACAUUCUUUUUAUAGUCUUAUUUCAGCAGCCAGCACAUUAGAUUAGCUGCUUGUUUACACACUAGAAGUUAAGUAUAUUGAUUAAUUUAGCUUCUGAGAUACCAUUGGUCACUUUUUUUUUUUUAAUGAUUCUGUUUUGUGGUUGUGAAUAGAGAAUAGUUAUAAAACUGGAGUUUUGAGAUCUUUAAUGGGCCUAUGUGAUGUUCUCUGCUCUUCAUCAUUCUUUGAAAAUCCUGCAAGUGAGUUUAGCCACUUGAAAGCUUCUUUGUGCAGUUUUAACAUUACUUUUUAUACAUAGGAAGUUGGAGAAAGUGCUUGUAAUUGAGGCCCUAAAUGAGGCCAACCUAAUAACAAUCUGCUCCUUCUUUGCCUUUUUCUUUUGGCACUUUAAUUAAUCUCGGCCCAUUAGCUGCAGAGGACCCAGGAUAAAUUACAAGGUAAAGUAUUAUUAUCCUAGCAAAACUCACCUUGGUAUUGUAUGACCUCAAUUUGUGUCGGCUUUGAACUUUAUCUUUUAAGUUCACUUCUUAAUGUCCAUAGGAGAAUACCAUGUGUGGAACAAGGCUAAUUUAAGUUUUAUUAUGCUCUGUAGUCCCUGACAUUUCCAAUUUUUAUAAUAUCUUAAAUGGAGGGCAAAAAUGCUGAUAUUUCAUCCAAAGAAAAUGCAUUGUCUUGAAGGAUGACUAUUCUGUUCCGGUCAGAGGAGUUUAUAUUAAAUUGAUCUGUUCCCUUCCCCUUCAGUUCAAGAGACUGGACAGUGUUAUUGCUUUAUUUUCUGACUGGCAAAAAGAAUUGAAUAUCAAUUGAAUGUCCUUUUUUGGAAUUCAGAUACAGUAGUAUAUAGCUUAGCUAGGGAAGAUCAGAUAAUGGCUUAUGGAGAAUUUUAAAAAUAUGUUGUAACAUUAAUACAGAUAUGUUAAAUACUAAUUUAAUGAUCAAUUUUUCCAUCUUUAGGCUUUACUUCAUGUAAUUUUUAAGACUCAAAAAGAAAAAUGCAAUCACCUUUUCAGAGCUAUUGACAUUGAAAGCCCCUAACCAUGGGCUGAUUUUGAGCUUCAUUAGCUGUCAGACUUAAAAAUAACUUCUUCAUCUGGCAUUUACUCAUAACUAUUGUUGAAGCAAAAAAUAGAAGUUUGUAAUUUAUUAUUGUAGCUAUUUUAAGACAGUGUUUACAUAACCUUUAAAUGAUCAUCUCGAAGGUUCUUUCCUGAAAGACUUUGAGAUAAAUUUCUCUUCAGUUUUUUAAAUGUGAAAUAUAUCUAUUCUUGUAUUUUUUUUGUCCAGAAAUUUCCAAUUUUAUCUUUGAAUUUUUUUUUUCUUCUUAAAAGUCAAGCCAUAGUAAUGAUAAUAACAUUUAUGUUUACAUUUUGGGCUUCAUAUGUUUGGGUAGAAAGGUUACAUAAACUAGGUCUACAUCAUUAUUUUAUAACAUUAUGGCUCUACCACUAUUAACUUGAGUCACUCACAUCACCAAGAAUUCAGGGUUUUGGCUUCCUCAUUUUCAAGGUUCUUUGGAGUCAUAUGUAGAAGAAAAGACAAAGGUUUAAGUUUAGCAAGCAAAAGUAGGUAGUUUCCUUUCUGUCUGGAUGUAGUUGCUGUAAUUCUAGGGAUUUGGGGUUCUUUUCUUUAAAUUAAUGAGGAUUGCUACUUUGGUCGCUAUUGAAGUACAAUGUGGAAGCCUUAAAAAAUGGAAGGCUACCAUUGAUUUGACAAAUAAUGAGCCCUAUUGUUCCACUGAAUUCCUAAUGCCUUUUUCUCUUUCACUCUAUCUAGUCUCACAUGGCCAAACAGAGAGAACAAAACACUUUUUUAAAAUAGCAAAAGUUUGGAGUAUCCAUCUUUCACACCUUAUCAUGGUCCUUUGGUUUUUUGAAGGAUGAAAUCAGUGAACUUAGAUUUAGAGAUAAGACCUUGAAUAAGUAAAAUUGUUCAAAGAUAAAAUUCACUGACUAGAAAGCUUAGUGUUUCAAAAAUAGAAUUUUAAGAAUGACAUUAUGAGUAUUCUUCCUUUCUUUUUGCUUGUAUGUUGUUUCGUGAAUCUCCAGAAAGCCAACAAAUACAAAAAGAGAAUAAGAAAUGGCAUCUAGUUUGUAUAGUGGAUUCAGUUUUUAGGGGAUCUGUUUAGAAAACAUUAAUUUAAUGUCACUGAAAUAGCAAUAACACUAACCUGCUGUUUGUAUUCAGAAAAAAAUAAUAUCACUAAUUUUAUGUAAACUUUUUUUUGUUUAUAUUACAAAAUGCCAGGAUACUCUAACCAAGUUCUUGUUUUAAACUUGCUAAUUUAGUAAACUUAAUUUUUAUGGUCUUUUUUAUAGACUUCAAAUAUCACUAAUAAAUUCUAACAUUAGUCAUAGUUGAGUCUAAUAGGGGCUGUUCAGUUAAGAUGAAUAAAAAUGAACUCUGUUAGAAUUAUUCAGUUGCUUUUAAAACAGUAUCAGUUUUAUUUGGAUGCUUUCAAAGCCAACUGAAGUAUGCUCAUUAAAAAACAAAUUUUGCUUAGCAGAUUAAGGAGUUUGUUUUUGACAAACUCUAGACUGAAGAAAUUGUGUCUGAGUGGGUGAAUUUGACAAUGACAUCCAAGGCCAAACUGUUACAUGUAACCAACAAAACUAAAUUAU
Messenger RNA from Sarcophilus harrisii (Tasmanian devil), 5723 nucleotides. RefSeq names its product sterile alpha motif domain containing 8 (gene SAMD8). The transcript is spliced from 6 exons. Gene Ontology annotation, biological process: ceramide biosynthetic process. Gene Ontology annotation, cellular component: Golgi membrane; endoplasmic reticulum membrane. The record is from RefSeq and is a predicted model, not a curated record. NCBI's taxonomy places the organism in Eukaryota, Metazoa, Chordata, Mammalia, Dasyuromorphia, Dasyuridae. The coding region runs from base 676 to 1995 and encodes 439 amino acids. Gene Ontology annotation, molecular function: protein binding; sphingomyelin synthase activity; ceramide cholinephosphotransferase activity.